AUGGAAUUUCCACAUAUAGGAAAAAACUGUUCAUAUAAGACAUGCAAUAAACUGGACUUCCUGCCAAUGAAAUGUGACGCAUGUAAAGAUGUUUAUUGCUCUGAUCACUUCACAUACAUUAAGCAUGAAUGUCCAGCAUCAAAUUCUAAAGAUGUACAAGUGCCACAAUGUCCUUUAUGUGGCGCUUUAGUGCCGGGAAAAAGGGGUGAGCCACCAGAUGUUGCUGUCGGUGCUCACAUAGACAACCAAUGUACCUCAGAUCCAGCUAAGGAGAGAAGGAAAAAGGUGUUCACAAACAGAUGUUCAUACAAAGGUUGCAAGACGAAAGAAAUGGUGCCUUUAGUGUGUGUUGAAUGCUCUUUGAAUUAUUGUUUACGACACAGACAUGCUGCCGACCAUAUGUGUGAAGGAAAAUUAGCUGCUAAAAGACGACAAGCUGCUAAUGCGGCGAUGGCGCGACUUAAGGCUAAAGAGGUUAACUUACCAAAUAGGACACCUGCUGCAGUUGCAGCUAAUAAUUUCACAGAGGUGCAAGGAAACAUGACUGAAGACGAAGCAUUGGCUCAUGCACUAGCAUUAUCCCUACAAGAAAAUGGUAAUGUGCAUACAAGAGACAAUAAUUUUGCUAGAGCGCUUACAAGACAAAGGGUUGGAGGUGAACAGAAUUCACGUUGUACAGUUUCGUAG
This is a messenger RNA of Danaus chrysippus (African queen), 687 nucleotides long. The record is from the annotation of a GenBank genome assembly. Lineage: Eukaryota; Metazoa; Arthropoda; Insecta; Lepidoptera; Nymphalidae.